AAAUUACCUGCUAAACAUCGACCGACCUCUCGUCCUUCCUCAACUUGACUGUCAAUAAUCAUAUGGUGCUCAUUAUCUGGCAUCCUCCCGAGUUUAACACAAGUUGAAUUUUUUACUUGCUAGAAGUUUUUAUUUGUAUUCUAAGUAAAUAUGUCCGGCCGUGAGGGAGGAAAAAAGAAACCGCUGAAGCAGCCGAAGAAGGACUCCAAGGAUAUUGACGACGACGACAUGGCUUUCAAACAGAAACAAAAGGAACAGCAAAAAGCACUAGAAGCCGCUAAGGAAAAGGCAGCGAAAGGAGGACCAUUGGGAACGGGUGGCAUCAAGAAAUCGGGGAAAAAGUAACAGUAGCGCUUAUUCAGUUAAAAUCUCCGUGAAAAUUCAUAAAUGAAGCGAAAUAACCUCAAUAAAGGCUGCCGUGUUUCAACCAAUAAUGCUCUGACGCUGUGGGGAAAAAUUCCCAUUCGGACCAUGUGCUAUGUUUGUUGAACCUAAACGUAUGAAUGAAAAAUAAAAUAAGUAAUACCAUUUAAAAUGUACGUUCAAAAGAGGAGCAAAUAAAUGUUCUGAGUCGA
This is a messenger RNA of Toxorhynchites rutilus septentrionalis, 575 nucleotides long. RefSeq names its product translation machinery-associated protein 7 homolog. The record is from RefSeq and is a predicted model, not a curated record. The coding region runs from base 151 to 345 and encodes 64 amino acids. Lineage: Eukaryota; Metazoa; Arthropoda; Insecta; Diptera; Culicidae. The transcript is spliced from 2 exons.